AUGGUCACCUCGGCAGCCGAGUUGGCGUAUAAUCCGCACUUGACAGACAUUGUCAAGCACGACGACAAACCCUGGUACAAGAAGCCAAACUUGCGAUAUCUCUAUGUGAUUCUCAUUCCCUAUUGCGGCGGAGCUGAGUGGACCCUCGGUUUCGAAAGCGGCAUGAUGAAUAAUCUACAGGCAGUGGAUUCAUGGGUAGAGUACUUUAACCACCCAAGCGGCUCUACCCUGGGCUUGAUGACAGCUAUCCAAUCCGCUGGCAUGAUUGCGUCGGUACCUUUCAAUCCAUAUUUCAGUCAAUGGCUUGGCCGCCGCUGGACCAUUGUCUUUUUCACUGCCUUGCAGAUCAUCUUGAUGCCCCUUUGUCCCGAGUCUCCGCGCUGGCUCAUAUCGAGAGACCGAGGAGACGAAGCCUAUGCCAUUCUUCAAAAGUACCACAGCGAAGGUCACGACGGUGACGAAUACGUUCGACUAGAAUACGCCCAGAUCCAAUCUUCGCUGUCCCUGGAGAAGGAAAUGGCCUCCAGGUUCCUCUGGGGCGACAUAUUUCGAGACAAGGCCAUGUUUACCCGCUUUCUCAUUGCCGGGUGCAUUGGCUUCUUUGGCCAAGUGAGCGGCAAUGGUCUAGUCACAUACUAUUUUGCCAAGAUCCUGGCCAUUGUCGGUAUCACCAACAACCACACGAUACAGGUCAUUAUUCUUUCCUACAACUGUUGGAGCCUCCUCAAUGCCGUCCCGCUGGCCAUUAUCGCGCCUCGUUUCCCUCGUCGAAUGGUCAUGAUGAUUUCCGCGGCGGGUAUGGGCUUUUGCUUUAUAGCGUGGACGAUUGCUUCGGCCAGAUUUGCCAUUGACGCAUCUCACGCCGCUGCCAUCACCAGCAUCGUCUUUAUCUUUUUAUACAACCUGUUCCAGAGUACCGGUUUCCAGGGCUUGAGCUAUACCUACCUAAUCGAAUUAUAUCCAUACACUCAACGAACUCAGGGACUCGCUUUUAAACAAUUCGUCGGACGAGCUGGAAAUUUCUUCAACGCAUACGUCAAUCCUAUUGCGCUCGAUGCCAUUGCGUGGAAAUACUACAUGGUAUACUGUGUGUGGAUAUUCUGCGAGUGUGCUAUUGUUUACUUUCUUUUCCCAGAGACAUAUGGGCGAUCACUGGAAGAGACGUCAUUUCUGCUCGAGGGCAAGGAGAUCCACGACAAGGCUCAGCUAGGCGUCGACAAGGUCAUGCAGAAAGAGCUCAGAGAACAUGAUGCCACUGCUUGA
Molecule: messenger RNA, 1263 nt
Organism: Pestalotiopsis fici W106-1
Lineage: Eukaryota; Fungi; Ascomycota; Sordariomycetes; Amphisphaeriales; Sporocadaceae
Exons: 4
Coding region: 1-1263 (420 amino acids)
Biological process (GO): transmembrane transport; carbohydrate transport
Cellular component (GO): membrane
Molecular function (GO): carbohydrate:proton symporter activity
Source: RefSeq, a predicted model, not a curated record